This is a messenger RNA of Budorcas taxicolor (takin), 3209 nucleotides long. RefSeq names its product zinc finger protein 341 (gene ZNF341). NCBI's taxonomy places the organism in Eukaryota, Metazoa, Chordata, Mammalia, Artiodactyla, Bovidae. The record is from RefSeq and is a predicted model, not a curated record.
UUCAGCAGCAGCGGCAGCUCCAAAAUGGCGCAGACGAUCUUCGAGGCCCUGGAGGGAAUGGACAAUCAGACUGUCUUGGCCGUCCAGUCAUUGUUGGAUGGCCAAGGAGCAGUUCCUGAUCCAACAGGCCAGAGUGUCAGUGCACCCCCUGCCAUCCAGCCACUGGAUGAUGAGGAUGUCUUUCUCUGCGGAAAGUGUAAGAAACAGUUCAACUCGCUUCCAGCAUUUAUGACCCACAAGAGGGAACAGUGCCAAGGGAGUGCCCUGCCCCUGGCCACAGUCUCACUGGCCACCAACAGCAUCUACACACCUUCGGCAGCACCCUCAGCCGUCCAGCAGGCCCCGCCUCCUCCCAAUCGCCAGAUCUCCACGUACAUCACAGUGCCCCCAUCCCCGCUGAUCCAGACCCUGGUGCAGGGGAACAUCUUGGUAAGCGACGACGUGCUCAUGUCCGCCAUGUCAGCCUUCACGUCCCUGGACCAGCCCAUGCCCCAAGGCCCCCCACCUGUGCAGAGUAACCUGAAUAUGCAUCCUGCACCAAACUACCUGGCCCAGCCUCCACCUCCUCCUCCGCCCCCUCCACCGCUGCCCCCGCCCCCUCCCCCCCAACCCCCACCACCCCCACCCCAGAGCCUGGGCCCCCCUGGGCGUCCCAACCCUGGCGGGAAUGGCGUGGUGGAGGUGUACAGUGCCACGGCACCCCUCACUGGGAGUGGAACGGUAGAGAUCCAAGCACUGGGAAUGCAGCCCUACCCACCCCUGGAGGUGCCAAACCAGUGUGUGGAGGCUCCAGUAUACCCCACACCCCAGGUGUACAGUCCCGGCAAACAAGGGUUCAAACCAAAAGGACCAAACCCUGCUGCCCCUAUGACCAGCGCCACCGGGGGCACAGUGGCCACCUUUGACUCCCCACCAUCACUGAAGACCCGACGGACCAAAGGUUCCAGUGGACUCCCAGAAGCUGCAGGGAAGCCAAAGGCUCAGAAACUCAAGUGCUCAUAUUGUGACAAGUCAUUCACCAAAAACUUUGACCUGCAGCAGCACAUCCGAAGCCACACUGGUGAGAAGCCCUUCCAGUGCAUUGCAUGUGGCCGCGCCUUUGCCCAGAAGUCUAACGUCAAGAAACACAUGCAAACCCACAAGGUGUGGCCUCCAGGACGCAGCGGUGGCACCGUCUCUCGCAACUCUGUGACGGUACAGGUCAUGGCUUUGAACCCCAGCAGACAGGAGGAUGAGGAUAACACAGGGUUGGGCCAGACCCUGUCGAGCGCCCCACAGCCCCAGGCCUUGCCCACAGCCGGCGAGGGAGAGGGGGACAAGCUGGAGGCCAAGCAGGUGGUCCUCAUCGAUAGCUCCUACCUGUGCCAGUUCUGCCCCAGCAAGUUCAGUACCUACUUCCAGCUCAAGUCCCACAUGACCCAGCACAAGAAUGAGCAGGUGUACAAAUGUGUGGUCAAGAGCUGUGCACAGACCUUCCCGAAGCUGGACGCAUUCCUAGAGCACAUCAAGAGCCACCAGGAGGAGCUGAGCUACCGCUGCCACCUCUGUGGCAAGGACUUCCCCUCGCUGUACGACCUGGGCGUGCAUCAGUACUCACACAGCCUCCUGCCACAGCACAGCCCCAAGAAGGACAGUGCCGUCUACAAGUGUGUCAAAUGUGUCAACAAGUACUCCACACCUGAGGCGCUGGAGCAUCACCUGCAGACUGCCACACACAACUUCCCCUGCCCGCACUGCCAAAAGGUAUUUCCUUGUGAACGGUACCUGCGGCGUCAUCUGCCCACCCACGGCAGCGGGGGCAGGUUCAAGUGCCAGGUGUGUAAGAAGUUCUUCCGGCGGGAGCACUACCUCAAGCUGCAUGCUCACAUCCACUCAGGUGAGAAGCCCUACAAAUGCUCAGUGUGUGAGUCCGCAUUCAACCGCAAGGACAAACUGAAGAGACACAUGUUGAUCCAUGAGCCAUUCAAGAAAUACAAAUGCCCCUUCUCGACACACACGGGCUGCAGUAAGGAGUUCAAUCGGCCAGACAAGCUGAAGGCUCAUAUCCUCUCUCACUCCGGCAUGAAGCUCCACAAAUGCGCCCUGUGCAGCAAGUCCUUCAGCCGCCGCGCCCACCUCGCCGAGCACCAGCGUGCCCACACAGGCAACUACAAGUUCCGCUGUGCUGGCUGUGCCAAGGGCUUUUCCCGCCACAAAUACCUCAAGGACCACCGCUGCCGCCUCGGCCCCCAAAAGGACAAGGACCUGCAAGCCCGGCGGCCCCCCCGGAGGCGGGCAGCCCCCCGCAGCAGCAGCGGCGGUGGGCACAAGGUGGUGACCCCCCUGCCUGGCCCGCUCGGGCUGGAGGAGCUGAAGGACACAGGGGCCGGGCCCGUGCCUGAGGCCGCCCCAGGCAAGCCGCCCUUCUCAGAGCCAGAGGCCGUGCUGUCCAUCGUAGUCGGGGGCACGGUGGGGGGCGAACCUGAGCUGGUAGUGCCUGGGCAUGCCGAGGGCCUGGGCUCCAACCUGGCGCUGGCGGAGCUGCAGGCAGGGGCUGAGGGCUCAUGUGCCAUGCUCGCUGUGCCUGUCUACAUCCAGGCCUCGGAGUGAUGGGCCCAUGGUGUUUGCUCCCGCGUCCUGCCUGCUGCUCAUCUUUAGGUCCAGAGCCCCUGGGAGCACACCAGAGAGCCUUCCCCGUGGAAGUGAGCCAUUGGUCAAAAUCCAUUUGGAACGUCAUCUGUAAACCCUGGCCCGAGGCCGCCUUGCUGUGUUCCCUGUCCUGCUGGGAAGCCCUGCACCAUUCUGGGAACCGAGGCAGCUGAGCCUGAGCGGCCCAGGGUCUGGCUGGUCCAGGCUGGUGGUCGGGCUGCCUAAGAGGGAAGACAGGGCCGCCCCAUCCACCCUUCCUCUAGGCUGCCAGGGGGCAGCCUCUAACUAAGCUGCUGAGGCCUGAGAUGGUUAGAGCCCUUAUCUGUUGAACCUUUUCACGUGCAGUUCCUCCCAGCAUCCCCAGAUGACUGUAAUGUAGGCAUGUAGAAGGCACUCGAGUGUCAUAGUUGGAGUGGAGCUAUCAGCCAGAUCUGGCUUCAGAUCCAAGCACUGACACUUACUUGCUGUGUGACCUUGGGUAAGUCACUUCCCCUCUCUGAGCCCCGCAUUCUGUAUCUGUACAGUGGGGCUUAUGACAGUACUACCUCAUAGGGCUGUCAUCAGGAUCCAGUAUGAUGAAG